Messenger RNA from Monopterus albus (swamp eel), 4151 nucleotides. RefSeq names its product shisa family member 9b (gene shisa9b). The transcript has 5 exons. Bases 337 to 1470 code for a protein of 377 amino acids. Lineage: Eukaryota; Metazoa; Chordata; Actinopteri; Synbranchiformes; Synbranchidae. Gene Ontology annotation, biological process: regulation of AMPA receptor activity; regulation of short-term neuronal synaptic plasticity. The record is from RefSeq and is a predicted model, not a curated record. Gene Ontology annotation, cellular component: AMPA glutamate receptor complex; dendritic spine membrane; postsynaptic density.
UCCACUUUGCAUUGUGUUUCUCCACCUCUCUCUCACCGUGGAGUGAAGCAGCCUCAGAGGUGUCGGGUAUCUUCCAGCACAGCCAGGGGCACAGCUUCUGUGAUGCUACCCCUCUCCAUCUAGGCUGUUUACUACAGUAGACUGCCUUUGGGAAAUUACCCGAACUGCCUUUGCUCUGCAACCGAUUUUUUCUAAGGGGAAAAACGAGCACAGUGGCGCGCUAUGCUUUUACGCAUGAAGUUGGAAUCAGCCUCGAUACAUUUACGCACGGCCAUGCCUCGUCUCUUCAGAAGAUGCUGCCGGGCUUAUGAGAGCUUGUGGUAAAAGUGAGAAACGAUGCGGGGCACAGACUUGCUGCUCGGUUACUUUCUGGUGAAAGUUGUGAUGUGCAAGGCGGAGGGCGAACUGGGUCAGACCGUCGACGACUUCAUGAUAGUAACCGGGUUUAACGACUCGAGGGAAGGUGAGAGCGGCACGGAGAGCCCGCACACGGAGGACAAGUGUCGCGGCUACUACGACGUGAUGGGCCAAUGGGACCCGCCGUUCGUGUGCAGGACCGGUAGCUACCUGUACUGCUGCGGCACAUGUGGCUUCAGGUUCUGCUGCGCGUUUAAAAGCUCCAGGCUGGACCAGAGCACCUGUAAGAACUAUGACACCCCACCGUGGAUGAUGACAGGCCGACCCCCACCGAAAGUGGACGUGGCAGGGGACAUGGCCAAGGAUACAAACCUCAUUGUGUAUGUUAUAUGCGGGGUCGUGGCCAUAAUGGCGUUGAUCGGAAUUUUCACCAAGCUGGGUUUGGAAAAGACGCACCGCCCGCACAGAGAUAAUAUGUCAAGGGCUCUUGCACACGUGAUCCGUCACCCUGCUCCAGAGCAAAUGGACGACCUUGGACUUGGCCAGCACUAUGAGAACAUACAAACCAGAGUCACAAUUAACAGUCUCCAGAGCAACCAGAUGAACAAUGUGGUUCAAACAUCAACUUUGAUUACCCAGCCUUACCCAGCUGUGGAACACAUUACCAGCCCCUAUGAGCAACAGACGUCUGGCAAGGAGCUCAGCAAGUACGCCACACUCAAGGCUGUGGCAGAGAAAGCUAAUGACAGCUUCUACAGCAACCGGCGGCAUGCCAUCGAAAUGACAACCAAGGGCAGCCUUCCCAUGGAAGCGGUGGAUAUGGAGCCAGAGCCGAGUAAUCCUUACAGUCCACCCAGACAGCUGUCUGCAAAGCAGAAUGAACACAAGUACAAAAGCCCCAAGAGUCGCAGCUCCCAGUCGCUAGCCUUUGCUUCCAACACUGCUGCCAGCCCAGGGGUGCUAAGGUCCUGGGAGAGCAAGGACACUCUGGGACUGCGACCGAGCUAUGGCCCAAAGAAACUCUGCAUUGUAGAGAAGGAGCUGCACACCACUCGCUACAUGCCUCCACAACCAUACUUUGUCACCAACAGCAAGACAGAAGUGACAGUAUGAGGGAUUAUCUAAGCGUCAGGCUUAAAAAGGAGCCUGUAUUUACGAAAGACAGUGACUGCUCACUGUGGGUGGUGCUGUGAGAAAGCAACUUGGACUGUAGUAUGUGCACUGUGCUUGUAAUGUGCAGCAAUUAAGGCACAACCUACGAGGACUCAGAAGGGCACAGUGAUCAAUAUGUUGUCACUGAUAUUCAUAUAAUUCAAAUACUACAACAAAACACAAAUGCUAAAUAAAUAAUAUAUAUGAGUGAAGAGAUGUGACAUAUUGUACGUAGUACAGUUGUCCGUAUUCACUAAGAUAUCAAAGGACCUGAAACUCAGCGUAACUGGUGUAACUUCUAAUAAAUCAACAGUGUCUAAAUGAGAAAAUCUUCCUUUUCUACUAUAUUUAAAUUAAGGCUGAGCAGCCUGUGUUUAAGUGGGUAUAGAUACCGUGCACUUUGCAGUGACAAGUAGAAAAGACUACGGCGGAUCAACUGCAGUGGCCAGGAAUUAUUCAUUUAGGAAAACUGCCAGAAUAAUUUUUACCAUCCUAAAUUCUAGUUGUUUAGCUAUUAGUCUCAGUAUAUCACAUGAAUAACUGUUACACACACUUGGAUGUUUUGGGAGAAAUCUGAUUACAUUUUUAAACUGAUUAAUACUGCAGCUUAUUGGAUGCGUGAGACACUCGUUUUAAAAAUGCGAGUUGGUCCCCUCAGGUACAGGAUUAUAGUUCUAAAUAACAAUCAGAAAUGGAUUGGCUUUAUUCUGGCCAAUACCAACCCUGUGAAAAAUGCCCAGAUUCGUGCCGAUACCGAUACAGGCCAUGCCAGUAUCGGAUCAGAACAUUUCUAUUAAAUAAAGCGCAUGAGCCAUAUGAGGUGGUAACGCUCAGUUUAGAUGGUCAUGGCUGUCACAGACUUAAGCAGGAACUAUAAUCAUUUAAGAGAAAAAAAAAGAAGAUUAUUCAGGUUCUUUUCCAAAAUGUCAUAUACAUCCGUUUCGGAGAGAUUUACUUGCUAAGUUGAUCCGCCAGUAUUUAUAAACUUUAGACAGUUCUGUCUGUGAAAGUGUUACCGUUGACCUGAAUGACUUUAAAUCUAUUCCGUUUACAUUUUGUGAAUGUUUUGUCCUUUUUAAGGUGUUAGAUAAACUCACACAUGCAUUCAAACCAAGUCACUGCCAACAGAUCCAUAUCUUUCUAUGGUAACUAGGAGAAGUAGCUGCAGAGUGUUAAACCAGUGUUGUAUUGGUGUAAUAGUGCCUCUCAUCAGUACCAGCAUGUGUGUGAUUAUCCUAGAAUAUACUGUAGAUGAAGCCCCAGUAUUAGGAUGGUGAUUGGUCUUAUUCUUAGUAAUCCAUUAUGCCCUGAACAAAAGUCGCUUUGUAUGUGAGGAUGGUGGCUCGCAGUUUGCAGUCGAGGUAUGCCAUGCAAGUGAUUUUAAUCCCAAAUCUCACAUUUAAAGAAUGUAUCUGGUCUGACCAACCUAAAUGCAAGUGGUAAAUGCAGUUGAUGCCUCCACUGUUGGAAGUAAACAGUUAAUGAACUUUUGUCAGGUUCAAUGUAAAGAUGUGAAACAAAGCUAAGUAAAUGCUGUUGUUCUUUGUCUGUUGCUGAACAAAUAAAUGGGUCCACUAAAUACAGCUUGACAUUGUUUGGUUAACUACAGCUGUUUUUGAACUACACUGAACUAUUCUGCAGUUCAUGCUGCCGUCGGCCAGGAACCUCUAUACUGCAGGAAACGUUCGGUCAAUAUGUUUUUUGCCCAGCUAAUGUAUUAACAGUUACUAAAAACAGGACAUGGGGACACAGAUAUUCACAGCACACAGGGUUUCGGGUGCAGUUGAUCAUUUGUUGCAUUGAUUCCCCAGCCAAUACAAAAGCCCUGCAAGACUUACUAAUGUGGUUGAGGACAGGGCUGCACUCUGGAAGUGGGAGCUGCUUGUGUAAAUGUGUAUUUCUCAAGUCAAAAAGAAUCAAGCGCAGAAAUGAUGUAGACCAUUGUAUAUUGGCAGCUCACAGACUCCAAACAAAUUGGAGGUACUAUUUUCUGAAACAUACAUCCAAUGCACCAAAAUGUAAUGUUUGAUCCACAUUAUUCAAAUGAAAAUUUUUAUUUACACCAACAAUAUCAUAUAGUCAUCACCACUAAAUGUUUUGUGAAUGCAAACUGUGUUGCUGAAACCACUGUUAUUAAGCUACAGUAUGCAAUAUUUACACAUGAAACUCUACUGUAAUACUGCCAGUGAAACCCAUGUGUACACUGUGUGUCAGUAUUGCAAAGCCCAGUAGAACACAACAGCAGUGUUCUAUAGUAUUAGGUAAGUUUAAAGGAAAGCUCCUACGAUCACAGGUCUAAUAUAACUCACAAUAAAUUCUUCUAUCACUGUUGGCUCAUUAUCAGAAUGUGCAUCUAAUUAGACAGCUGCUCUAAGGGAUGUUGUUACAAUACGUGUGUACUACUUUGGUUUAAAGAUCCCCUGUUACAUAUGUACAACCUCAGUUUGACAUUUCACAUCCUCUGUUAUCCUGGAAAAUUACUGAGCAUUUAAAAGUUUCCCCAUGCAUUGUUUGUUCUGCAAAUUAUAAUCUGUAUGUUGCCAGUGUCCUGCAAAAACCUUGAAUCUGUAAAAUGCCAUUUUUGUUGUAUUGAAUUACAUGAUAUUACAGUUGAACUGGUGAUUUGAUUUCAUUGUGGUAUU